This is a messenger RNA of Petromyzon marinus (sea lamprey), 1724 nucleotides long. The record is from RefSeq and is a predicted model, not a curated record. NCBI's taxonomy places the organism in Eukaryota, Metazoa, Chordata, Hyperoartia, Petromyzontiformes, Petromyzontidae.
CUCACCACUCACUCUCUCAUUCUUCCUGCUGGAGGGAUGGCCCCUUACUACGUACUGGGCUGUGUUCACCUUCUGUAGGUGAGACACACUCACCACUCACUCACCACUCCCUCACCACUCACUCACCACUCACUCACACACACACUCACUCACACACACACUCACCACUCACUCUCUCGUUCUUCCUGGUGGAGGGAUGGCCCCUUACUACGUACUGGGCUGUGUUCACCUUGUGUAGUGCUCUCCCCGCCGCCGUGGAGGUGACCCUCAUCGUCUGCGCCAUCACCUGCAAGAGGAGGCCGCUGUGAAGCCUCCCCUCGCCUACAACCGCCCCCAGCUGCCCCUCACUGCCCUGGGCAUCCUUCCUCGCUGUGGUCACUCACAUGCCACGCCCCUCUCACUUCAUGCCACGCCCCUCUCACUUCAUGCCACGCCCCUCUCGCUUCAUGCCACGACCUUCUCCUGUCAUGCCACGCCCCUCUCACUUCAUGCCACGCCCCUCUCAGUUCAUGCCACGCCCCUCUCAGUUCAUGCCACGCCCCUCACACGUCAUGCCACGCCCCUCACACGUCAUGCCACGCCCCUCUCACUUCAUGCCACGCCUCUCUCACUUCAUGCCACGCCCCUCUCAUUUCAUGCCACGCCCCUCUCUCACGUCAUGCCACGCCCCUCUCACUUCAUCCCACGCCCCUCUCACUUCAUGCCACGCCCCUCUCUCACUUCAUGCCACGCCCCUCUCACUUCAUGCCACGCCCCUCUCUCACUUCAUGCCACGCCCCUCUCUCACUUCAUGCCACGCCCCUCUCACUUCAUGCCACGCCCCUCUCUCACUUCGUGCCACGCCCCUCUCAGUUCGUGCCACGCCCCUCACACUUCAUGCCACGCCCCUCUCUCGCUUCAUGCCACGCCCCUCUCACUUCAAGCCACGCCCCUCUCACUUCAUGCCACGCCCCUCUCUCACUUCGUGCCACGCCCCUCUCAGUUCGUGCCACGCCCCUCACACUUCAUGCCACGCCCCUCUCUCACUUCAUGCCACGCCCCUCUCACUUCAUGCCACGCCCCUCUCUCACUUCAUACCACGCCCCUCUCACUUCAUGCCACGCCCCUCUCUCACUUCAUGCCACGCCCCUCUCGCUUCAUGCCACGCCCCUCUCACUUCAUGCCACGCCCCUCUCACUUCAUGCCACGCCCAUCACACUUCAUGCCACGCCCCUUUCAUUUCAUGCCACGCCCCUCUCUCACGUCAUGCCACGCCCCUCUCUCACAUCAUGGCACGCCCCUCUCACUUCAUGCCACGCCCCUCACACUUCAUGCCACGCCCCUCUUAAUGCCACGCCCCUCUCACUUAAUGCCACGCCCCUCUCACUUAAUGCCACGCCCCUCUCACGUCAUGCCACGCCCCCUCUCGCUUCAUGCCACGCCCCUCGCUUCAUGCCCCGCCCCUCUCACGUCAUACCACGCCCUCUCACUUCAUGCCACGCCCCUCUCACUUCAUGCCACGCCCCUCUCAUUUCAUGCCACGCCCCUCUCACGUCAUGCCCCGCCCCUCUACCUUACCGCCUCCCUUUUUCUGACACCGCCCCCACCUUUUUUGACACCCGCCCCCAUUUAAACACCGCCCCCUCCCUCUUUUUUUUUUAACACCGCCCCCUUUGUAACUUCGCCCCGCCCACUUUCCCCAUCCACCCAUCUACUCCCGGAGGGAGGGGGGGGAUGAGGUGGGG